AUGUCUUCUUCAAAAGACAUUAUAAAAGAUGAUGUGGUAUCAUCAAGUGAUACACCAUAUCAAUCAAAUCAAUCAGAUACUACUCCAAAACAAUCAAUUGGUUCAAGUUUUAUAAAUUCUUUUAAAAGAUUAGAAUUUGAUGAAUCUUUACUUACACCAGAUAUGACUGAAGCUGAAAAAAUUGAAGUUAGAUUAGCUCAUACUCCAUUACAAAGAUCUUUAAAACAAAGACAUUUACAAAUGAUUUCAAUUGGUUCUUCAGUGGGGACUGGUCUUUUCGUUGGUUCAGGUUCUGCUUUAAGAACUGGUGGUGCUGCUUCUUUACCAAUUGCUUGGUCAAUUGUUGGUACUUUCCUUUUCGCUGUUAUUCAUGCUUUAGGUGAAUUAGCUGUUACUUAUCCAACUCCUGGUGCUUUUUCUGCUUAUGCUACAAAAUUUAUUGAUCCUUCAUGGGGUUUUGCUAUGGGUUGGAAUUAUGUUUUCUUAUGGUUAGUUGUUCUUCCUUUAGAAGUUAUUGCUGCUUCUUUAACAAUUCAAUUUUGGAAUGAAUCAAUUAAUCCUGUGGCAUGGGUUGUUAUAUUUUAUGUUUUAAUUAUGACAAUUAAUUUAUUUGGUGUAAAAGGUUAUGGUGAAGCUGAAUUUAUAUUUUCAUUAAUUAAAGUUGUGGCAAUUAUUGGAUUUUUAAUCCUUGGUAUUGUAUUAGUUUGUGGUGGUGGACCUUCAGGUGGAUUUGUUGGUGGUAAAUAUUAUCAUGAUCCAGGUGCAUUCACUCAUGGAUUUAAAGGGUUUUGUUCCGUCUUGGUUGUUGCUUCAUAUGCCCUUGGUGGUUCUGAAUUAAUUGGUGUUACAGCUGCUGAAACUAAAAAUCCAAGAAAAUCUUUACCAAGUGCUAUUAAACAAGUUUUCUGGAGAUUAAUGUUAUUUUACUUAGGUGGGUUAACUCUAGUCUCUUUAUUAGUUAAGGCAACUGAUAAAAGAUUAUUAAGUAGUUCAUCUGCAGAUGCUUCAGCUUCUCCAUUUGUUAUUGCUAUCAAAAAUGGUGGUAUUAAAGGUUUACCAUCAGUUAUGAAUGUUGUUAUCUUAAUUUCUGUUCUUUCUGUGGGUAAUUCAGCUGUUUAUGGUUGUUCAAGAACUUUAACUUCAUUAGCUGCUCAAGGUUUAGCACCAAGUAUUUUUGGAUAUAUUGAUCGUAUGGGUCGUCCAAUCUUUGGUAUUGCAUUAAAUGGUAUUUCUGGUUUAUUAUGUUUUAUUGUGGCAAAUAGAAAAAUUCAAAAUGAAGUUUUCACUUGGUUAUUAGCUAUUUGUGGGUUAUGUAUUAUUUUCACUUGGUUAACAAUUUCAAUUUGUCAUGUUCGUUUUAGAUUAGCUAUGAAAGCUCAAGGUCGUUCAUUAAGAGAUUUAGCAUUCACUUCACAUGCUGGAUUUUGGGGUUCAGUUUAUGCAAUUGUCUUGAUGAUUUUAGUCUUGAUUGCACAAUUUUGGAUUUCAUUAUUCCCAAUUGGUGGUCAACCAAAUGCAAGAGCUUUUUUCGAAAAUUAUAUUGGAUUCCCAGUGUUUUUUGCAUUGUAUUUUGGUAGAAAAUUAUGGACAAGAAAAUUUUGGGAAUUUACUCCAUUAAAUCAAAUAAAUUUAGAUUCUGGUAGAAAAGAUGUUGAUACUGAUUUAUUAAGACAAGAAUUAGAUGAAGAAAAAGAAUAUAUUAAAUCAAGACCAUUUUGGUAUAGAACUUAUAGAUUCUGGUGUUGA
This is a messenger RNA of Hansenula ciferrii, 1746 nucleotides long. RefSeq names its product putative histidine permease. The record is from RefSeq and is a predicted model, not a curated record. Gene Ontology annotation, molecular function: amino acid transmembrane transporter activity. Bases 1 to 1746 code for a protein of 581 amino acids. The transcript has a single exon. Gene Ontology annotation, biological process: amino acid transmembrane transport. NCBI's taxonomy places the organism in Eukaryota, Fungi, Ascomycota, Saccharomycetes, Phaffomycetales, Wickerhamomycetaceae. Gene Ontology annotation, cellular component: membrane.